AUGGCAGAAAUACAGACAUUGAUCGAGAUGGGUUUUCCCAAAGAACGAGCAGAAAAAGCUUUAGCCGUGACCAAUUAUAAGGGUGUAGAGCCUGCCAUGGAGUGGCUUUUGGCUCACGCUGAGGACCUCGCAGUAUCCUCGGAACCCUCUAAUUCACAAGCUGGCGAGUCUUCAGCACCUGUCCCUGAUUCAACUCCGGCUCCUUCGACUGAGACUCCUACGGCAGAAGAAAGUGAUGCUAAGUCUUUAAAAUGCGACGAAUGUGGGAAGCUGUUCAAAAAUCAAGAUGAGAUUGAGUACCACGCUGCAAAAACGAAUCACAGUAGUUUCUCAGAGUCUACUGAAGAAAAAAAACCAUUAACUGAAGAGGAAAAGAAGGCACAACUGGCGCUCCUAGAAGAGAGAAUGAAACAAAAGCGUAAGGAAAGAGAAGAAAGAGAAAAGGCUGAAGCUCUUGAUCGUGAACGUGAUCGAAUCAAGUCUGGUAAAGAAUUACAAGAUGCCAAGCAACGACUUCAAGAGCAAGAGAUGCAAAAACUGGUUGAACAACGAAGGAUGGAGAAAAUUGAAGACCAGAAGGCUAGAGAACGUGUCCGUGCUCAAAUAGAAGCAGACAAACAGGCUAGAAAAUUAGCAGCAUUAGGAAAAACAGCAGCACCUUCAGUCCCAGCACCCACCCCUGCCGCCAUACCAACAACAGCUCCAAACCCCAAAGUAUCAUAUGAGCAAGCAAGAAUACAACUGCGAUUACCCGACGGAAGGGCUCUUUCACAGACAUUUGGAGCUAAAGAACAGUUGUCUGCAGUACGACUGUAUUUACAAAUGCAUGCACAUGAAUAUGCACAAUCAGAUAACUACAAAUUAAUGACCACAUUUCCAAAAAAAGUAUUUACCAGUGAAGAUUAUGAUAAACCGCUGGAUUUUUUGGGUCUUGUACCAUCUGCAGUGAUUAUAGUCUCGAAAAGCCAAGGACAGUAGUUAGAACAAUAACUCAGUUUAUCUUCAGAAUAGGCCUGAGUGUCACAAAACAGGACAUGGGUUAUACAAAUUAAUAUCCAUUUGGGAAAUAAAGAUUUGUGGUGCAUAUAAAAUUUUUAUUUCAAAAAUAUACAUAUUACAGAUACUUAUCGUAAAAUGAUUUGCAUGUAAACAUUGAAUGAAUAUGUGCAAGAAAUAUAAAAUAUAUUUAAAUAAUCAAAUCGUAAUAAUAAUGUAAUAAAAUAUGAAAAUGUUGGCUAUAAUAUUAAUGUAAUAAUAUAUCCUGUUUUGAUUAAUCUUGUUAUGCUAUAUAUUAUAAUAUAAUUUUGACUAGCAUUCAAUGAUCAUGCUGCGCUUUUUUAUGCCAACCAUUUCAUAUCAAAUCUAUUCAGUUUCAGUAUAUUUAAAACGAAAACAAAAUAAAACAACAACACCUCCUGCGUUCUAUAUUUCAUUUUCAUACCGAAGCUAGUAUUUCUUUAAGUUAUGGGUUCCACCAUCAUAUACAUACAAGACAAAUGUACAACAUGAUUUGUGAUUGUUUGUUUAACAUUCAAACAUUAGUACAAAUUUAUACAAAGGAUAAAUAGAUAAUUCAGGCCAAAUUAGGACUCCAAUAAUAAUAGGAAACACAGAUCAAUGAAAUAUAUAUUUAGUAAUUUUAUUAAAAUUGUUAGAAAAAUCUUGAUUUGGAAUUAAUAUCAAAGAAGUAAAAGAGCUUUAUAGAAAAUUAUCAGGUAUUGUUGUUAGGAAUAGGUACUCACAGAUUUCAUUAAAUAUUAAAAUAAAAUAUGACAGUCAUAAAGUAUGAAUUUAAAAAAUAUUGAUUAAUUAAUUGUUUAUAUGUCAUGUUGAUGAUUUUUCUAUAAUUAUUUAAUAAUUCCGCUAAUAAAAAAUAAUUGUCUAAGCACUUCUCCAAUAAUGAUUAACUUUAAUCCUUUAAAAUUUUGUAAACUUUAAUUAAGUAGGUACUGUUCUAUGCCUUUAACGUUUUUAAGUACUUGCAUAAGUGCCAUCAUUUUAUUUAAAA
Messenger RNA from Bombyx mandarina (wild silkworm), 2008 nucleotides. Its product is annotated as UBX domain-containing protein 1. Gene Ontology annotation, cellular component: cytoplasm; nucleus. Lineage: Eukaryota; Metazoa; Arthropoda; Insecta; Lepidoptera; Bombycidae. Gene Ontology annotation, molecular function: K48-linked polyubiquitin modification-dependent protein binding. Gene Ontology annotation, biological process: negative regulation of protein ubiquitination; negative regulation of protein K48-linked deubiquitination; negative regulation of proteasomal ubiquitin-dependent protein catabolic process. The record is from RefSeq and is a predicted model, not a curated record.